AUGGAACGUAAGAUUUCGCUAUUAGUCGUCUUUUCCAUAGCCAUUGUGACGGCGUUUAGCGACCGACUGCAAUGCAAAGAUCCUAAAGGACAACCGGUUGACUGGUUUACGGCCAUCAAACUUCCGAAUCUCAAGUCCGAUGAGUCGGACGGUACAGUUUACUUCUACAUGGAUGCUAAGAAUUCCCAAUGGACUUUCUUGACCGGCAUCACUACCGAGGAGUCUGCUAUCGGAUACACCGUGGGACAGAUGUACUCGCCAUCGCAAAAUUAUAAUAACUCCAUAAUGUGGAUUGUAUACAACGACGAACCAACCAAUGGUAAUGUAACGUAUAGUCUGGGCCAUUCUAAGGGUGUUGUGGUAGCAAAUAAUGAUUUGGGAUUUUGGCUAGUUCACAGCGUGCCCAAAUUCCCGCAACUGCCUUACCAGAACAAUUCGUAUAGGUAUCCCAAAACUGGCGUGAAGUACGGCCAGAGUUUUCUUUGCAUGUCCAUGAUGGCUGAGGAAUUGGACAAAAUUGGUGAUCAGUUAAUCAACAAUGAAGUUAAAGUGUAUGGCAGUCACUUCGGUGGCAAUCUCAAAUAUAUGUACCCAGGUCUUUACAAUACCACAUUGCCGCACAGCAAGCCUAGCAAGAAAAACAAUGGAGUUAGAAUACAACAUCUUCAAUCCAUAGAGCAUUUUAAAUUCUUAUCAAUUUCAAAAAAUCGAUAUUUUGGAAAAGAUUUGUAUGCAGACUUAAUAACAAACAUGAUACAGUCUAAUGUAUACACAGAGACUUGGUUAAAUACAAGAGAUAGGUUCCACUCCAAUUGUUCCAGUCGGUACAAAACUCUAAACAUAAAAACAUUAUCCUUUGAAGAUAAUAAAGGAUUCAAAACUUUAAGAUACAAUUCUUCCAAGGAUCAUUCAAAAUGGGUUAUAUCUGGUAAGAGUUCUGUUCCAUGGACUUGCAUAGGUGACAUAAAUCGAGGUUUAGAACAAACACAUCGUGGAGGUGGAACAGUAUGUAUAGUUUCAUCAACAAUAUGGAAUCAAUUCAAGAAACUAGUGUUUGACAUUGAAAAGUGUACAAUUUAGUGAAUAUUAAUUCUCACCCAGAAUGGUUAUUAGUAAUCGUGUUUGAGCACCAUUAUUAUUUAAUAUUCCACUGUUAUGCAUUUUGUUUUUAAAUACUCAUUUAAA
Molecule: messenger RNA, 1185 nt
Organism: Sipha flava (yellow sugarcane aphid)
Lineage: Eukaryota; Metazoa; Arthropoda; Insecta; Hemiptera; Aphididae
Gene: DNaseII
Product: cell-death-related nuclease 7
Exons: 7
Coding region: 1-1080 (359 amino acids)
Biological process (GO): apoptotic DNA fragmentation
Molecular function (GO): deoxyribonuclease II activity
Source: RefSeq, a predicted model, not a curated record